CUGAACCUUCUCCCAGAUACCACAUUAGGCAAGGUCGCCAUUUUCGUCAACAUUUCGAAAUAUAAUUUUGUUGCUAACAGUCCCAUACAAUAGGAGCUAUAUAAGAUCAUUAUUAGGAACCCUUGCAUAUGUAGGUUCUAGCACAGAAAUGUAUUCCGAGUAUUUGCCAAUGCUUCUGUGGAAACCGCGACACCAUAUGUGGAAUAUCGGAGUAAUGCGCAAAAUCUGAUAAUCCGUGUAUCCGUUUGACAAGACUGCCGGUUACUUAUAGAGCAGAUUAAAUGGCAAGUCAAACAGAACAGCCAGUAGAAAAUAGGAUUAAACUUUCAUCUACCAAAUGUGAAAUCCCACCUCGAUUGCGUCAUCGUUCGCGAUGCUCAGAAUCGGAAAGCACUGGAGGACAGGGGAUUUCAGCUGGGGAAUCUGUAGUUCAAACCCACAUACCAAUACAAGCUAUGUCUGAUCCACACUCAGUGGGUCCAGAAUCCAAUCAGUCAUCACGAAGUACCAAAGGACAACCAGAAAACAACAAGAAAAAAACAGUUUCGAGUACAUCAUCAGUGUUCAAAUUACUGGCUUCUGAACUAACACGAGGUUAUUACCUGGAAGGAGAUGAAAGCCAUUAUGAAGAACGAAGAGAACGGGUGUACACUUUUAUGCAGACACCACGGGAACUGGAAAAGUUUUGUCUGUUUGGAUUUCUACAGUGUCUAGAUGCCUUUCUUUUCAUCGUCACUUUUCUUCCACUGCGCAUUGUCAUGGCAGCUGUGAGACUACUUACACAUCCGUGUAUGACUUUACUUCAUGGGUCACGCCGGGUGUUGCAGCCUGCACAAGUGUGUGACAUGCUCAAAGGUUUGAUGGUUGUCAUUAGCUGUGCAGUCAUCAGCUGUGUAGAUACAUCCAUGAUGUACCACAUUGUUCGUGGACAGGCAGUCAUCAAACUCUAUGUCUUUUACAACAUGCUGGAUUUGUUUGACAGGCUGGUGUCUGGCUUUGGUCAAGAUAUUUUGGAUGCACUUUAUUGGACAGCCACUGAACCAAAGGCAAAUCGACGGCGAGAAAGUAAGAUGGGUGUUAUCUGUCACUUUAUUGUGGCUGUAUUUUACAUCCUUCUUCAUACUAUGCUCAUCUUGUGUCAAGCCACUGUGCUGAAUGUGGCUUUUAACUCGCAUAACAAAGCCUUACUCACCAUAAUGAUGUCAAACAAUUUUGUGGAAAUCAAGAGCAGUUUGUUUAAGCAUGUGGAUCAUAACAGUUUGCUGUACAUCUCCUGCAGUGAUGUAAAGGAGCGUUUUCAUUAUAGCAUUCUACUGCUGGUUGUUUUUGUGCGCAACAUGACAGAAUUUCAUUGGAAUCCAGAUCAUAUAUGGGUCAUACUUCCAGAUACUCUGAUGGUUUUAGGUGCAGAGGUCCUUGUUGACUGGAUCAAACAUGCCUUCAUCACAAAAUUUAAUGAAAUUUCAGCAGAGUCCUACCGUAAGUUCACAGUAAAUCUUGCACAAGACAUGGUUACCAGUCGUCAGAAGCAUGCUUUCACAGACUAUUCAGAUCAGGUUUCUCGGCGCUUGGGUUUUACACCCAUGCCACUGUUGUGUCUUUUAUACCAUGUGUGUAGCAGAUCUGUACAAGUUACAGGGAUUUUGGGAAUAAUACUAGUUAUUCUCUUCUAUAUGUGUUUAGUGACCGUCAAGAUUCUGACAUCCAUUUUCCUGCUUAGCUGGGGUUGUCAUCUCCUGGAAAAGGACCAGCAGAAGGGUCAGCAGACUGACCCCACAGAGGUCAACUCACAGGUCAUUGCCAAAAAGGAUUCAAUGGCGAGGGAAAAACAUUCACCCACAAAACUUUCAAGGCCUACUUCUGCAAAUGAUCUAAGUAGCCUUGAUUCAGACAGAUAUGUUGCAUCUGUAGGCAGCCAAGAGGAGUUUUUACUGGCUUACGAAGAUGAUGGCCAGGCAGAAGAUGAGACCUGGUAUCUAGACUCAGUUAGUGACCAAGUUACCUCACAACCAAGCCUUAAUGUGCACUCGCCAUUGCCUUCUGUGGUAUGUCAUCAGCAUCAAGAGUUACUGCUUGCUUCUGCAGAGAAUGCUGAUGUUCAGGAUGAUGAAGGUUUCAAUAGUUCACUAUACAAUUCAGUCAGUGCUGUGAAUCAGACUUCUGCCAAUUUGUCUGUAACAGACUACGAUGAAGAGAAAAAGUACAAGUGAUUUUCUUCUUCAGACAAUUAGACUUUUGGGUGUAAGGGGUGGCAAGAUUUCCUAUAUGCCACACACGUUUCUUUAUCUUUAUUUCUUUUAGGUCCCCUUGAGGACUAUGUUUUUCAUUGCAUUGAUUUAUAACUGAAAUUUUAGUCAUGUAUGAAAAAUUAUGUUCCAUCAAAGAGGAAUUAAAUGUCUCAUGGGAUGUGUUAUUGAUCAUGUAUGAGAAAAUUGUGGAGUUUUCCAUGAUGUUAAACAUUGGACUUUCUAAAUGAAACGAGGUAGCUGGAAAAUGUUGUGUCAUAUUUCCUAUCCUAUACACUUGUAGUCACACUAUGCCAUUUUAAAGGCAGUUAGAAUAUUAGCUAUAGGAGUUGAAAACUUUCCCACAAGAAAUUGUGUAUGAUAUUGCAUUAAAAAAACUUAAUGCAUGGCAGCUUAUUUUUAAAUUUAUUGCACUUUAUAAUAAUGGCUAAAAAUAUUUAAAGUCAAAGGACUCAGGGUUAUCAUCUUGGAGCCAGAAGAAUUGCUAUGGAAAUAAUAGACCUUUUCUGAAAGGCAAUGCCACUUUUAAAGUCAGGUUUUCUGGGUUAUUCUGUGCCUACUAUUUCUAUAAAUUAUAAAUGUAAGAUCUUGGGAAAAGAUCUCAUGCCUUUCAUUUUUCUGCAAGCAUUGUUUUAUUAGAUGUUUAUUGUUUUUCUAUUGUUGGGUUUUUUUCAUUAUCUUGGCCUUGAGAAAGUGGCUUUUUAAUGGACAGGUUUUUAUGUUUCUCUCAUAUUUCUGCAUUUGGACAAAGAGUUAAAAUGCCUAGUAAUGUUGAAUUAGGAAUUUCAUUUAGAAACAAGUGCAAGUACUUUUUCCCCCUACAUUUAAAGGUUUCUGUCUGAAACUUCGAGAAUGCAAAUUUUUAAAUACUUCUUAAUUUAAAAAUUGUGAAAAAGUUUUCUUGUAACUUAUUGUUAGAAACAUGCACAAUAACAUUCCCCAGAAUAUAGUCUGAAUAAACGUUUGCUACAUCACUGGUAAA
Pomacea canaliculata is the source of this 3228-nucleotide messenger RNA. Its product is annotated as transmembrane anterior posterior transformation protein 1 homolog. The record is from RefSeq and is a predicted model, not a curated record. NCBI's taxonomy places the organism in Eukaryota, Metazoa, Mollusca, Gastropoda, Architaenioglossa, Ampullariidae. The transcript has 11 exons. Bases 282 to 2210 code for a protein of 642 amino acids. Gene Ontology annotation, cellular component: endoplasmic reticulum membrane; ciliary basal body. Gene Ontology annotation, biological process: maintenance of protein localization in endoplasmic reticulum; positive regulation of cilium assembly.